AAGACAAUAAAACACAUAAAACUUCUACUUGAAAAGAUUUUGCAAUCUCUAGAUGGCAAUCUGGAUUUCCUGGGACCAGACAUCCCUUCAUCAGUAGCAACUGCCAUGGUUGAAGGUCACUUAGAUCCAAUUACCAUGGAAGCCUUUGGUAACUCAAAGAAAGCUAAAAGUUGUCUGGACCCAAAUGUAACUCUAGCUUCUGAUCAAGUGCUAAGAGCGGAGACCCAGGUGGUGAUGUCUACGCAAGAGAGCUGCUUUUCCAUAUUUUGUUCUUGUGAAACAACAGAUAAAAGGAAUACAGAUACAGAGCAGAAGGUGACUUUGGAUAAGAGGAGCUAUUUGAAGGAAGCUGCUGCCCUUGAAAAACUAAUAGCUCCUUCAGAAUUCCACCAGAAAGUUGAUGACAUUGAAGAAAAAAGAGAAUUUCCAGACAACAACCCCUUCAAGAAAAGAAAAGUUGUUGAUUUUCAGUUGGAACAAAUGCAAACCACUACUGAACAAGCUUCAAAGGUGAUAGAUGCUGAAGAAUCAGAUAAGCUUAUAGAAAGAAGAGAGAUUCUCAAAAAGCUAUUCAAGAAAGUAGAACUUGAUUCUCAGUUGGAGUAGAGACAGACAACCAUGGAGUUUCUCAAAAACUCUUUCAAGAAAGAAGAGUUUCUCAGAAACAUUUGUUUUGAUUCAUCUUUCUUUGGACUUUAUGAUGGAUUUUCUUCCUUCUUGCCCUUUGAAAUGUAAUCAGAAAAUUUUCAUAUUUGAUGAAUGUUAUUAUCAUUACAAGUUCCCUGCUUUAACUGACUACUUUUGAUGAAGUGGGUGUUUACAUUUCCUUGCCCAUUUGUAAAUAAAGUCACUAAAUCAAAAUGCUACGACUAGUGUGAUAUGUUAUUUCUUUAUAGCUACUAUUUACUAGUACUGGUCACAGCCCUGGCCAAUUUCA
Macadamia integrifolia is the source of this 937-nucleotide messenger RNA. RefSeq lists its product as uncharacterized. The record is from RefSeq and is a predicted model, not a curated record. NCBI's taxonomy places the organism in Eukaryota, Viridiplantae, Streptophyta, Magnoliopsida, Proteales, Proteaceae. The transcript is spliced from 3 exons. Bases 106 to 606 code for a protein of 166 amino acids.